UUCGUCAUGUCGGCCCUCGUCGCGCAGGCCGGCUCUCUGGCAUUGAAUCUGGUGUCGGGCGUCGGCGUGGUGCUCGCAAAUAAGCUCGUAUUCACCACGGCGAGAUUCAGCUUCCCGACGGCGCUCACCGCGUGUCAUUACGCCACCAACUUCCUUCUGCUCUUGUGCCUCGACGUGGUCAGGCCGAGCGCGGAGUCACGGCGGGGCGGCGGGGCCGAGCCUCUCGACCGGCAGCUCAUGUUUUUGACCGCCGUGUGGGCGUUUCACAAUGCGCUCUCCAACCUCUCGCUCUCGCGCAACUCGGUCGGCCUCUAUCAGGUGAGCAAGAUCCUGGUGACUCCGCUGAUCGUCGCCCUCGAGUACGCCGUCUACCGCCGACUGCCCCACGCGCGGCUGGCGCUGCCGCUCCUCGGCGCGUGCCUGGGCGUGGCGCUCGCCACCGUGAGCGACGUGAGCUUCGAGGUGCGCGGCGCGCUCACCGCCGCCGCCUCGGCGUGCGCGUCGGCGCUCCUGAAAGUGCUGCAGCAGGACGUGUUGCAGCGGCGCGACUGGAGCUCGUUAGAGCUCAUGCGGCGCACGUGGGGGCCGCAGACGCUGCUGCUCGUGCUGAGCGUGCCGCUGCUGGACGCGCGCGCCGAUCGGCUGCCCCAGUACGAGCCGACGGCCGAGCGCGUCGGCAUCCUGCUGCUCUCGUGCGCGGCGGCCUUUGCGCUCAACGUGUCGGCCCUGUACGCCAUCAAGCUGACGAGCGCGAUCGCGAUCGUCCUGCUCUCGCAGGGCAAGACCGCCGUCACGCUCCUCGGCGGCUACCUCUUCUUCGACGGCCAGCCGAAUGUGCGCCAGCUCGGCGGCGCGACGAUCGCCGUGCUCUCGCUCGGCACGUACUCGUACCUGUCGGCCACCCUCGGAGGCGUGGCGGGCGCGGCACCGUCCUCCCAGCGCGGCGAGGACCCGCCGACCGAGGCGGAGAGCGCGCGAGAGCAGCAGCAACCGCUCAAAGGCGGCGACGCGUAGCUGCGCGCCGCCUGCUGCAACCGAAAGCGUCGGUUGCUCUGUGAGCUGCGUGUUGCGUGCGACCGAGGGUUACCAGGGAGUGAGGGCGUAGAUACUCCGAGUACGAUACUCGGAGACCUGUUAUAUCGUAAAACGUCACGUAUAUAUUGUCU
This is a messenger RNA of Emiliania huxleyi CCMP1516, 1166 nucleotides long. RefSeq lists its product as hypothetical. Gene Ontology annotation, molecular function: antiporter activity; UDP-xylose transmembrane transporter activity. Gene Ontology annotation, cellular component: Golgi apparatus. The transcript has a single exon. Lineage: Eukaryota; Haptophyta; Isochrysidales; Noelaerhabdaceae. The record is from RefSeq and is a predicted model, not a curated record. Bases 7 to 1014 code for a protein of 335 amino acids.